Molecule: messenger RNA, 2352 nt
Organism: Pseudoliparis swirei
Lineage: Eukaryota; Metazoa; Chordata; Actinopteri; Perciformes; Liparidae
Gene: tmem115
Product: transmembrane protein 115
Exons: 3
Coding region: 804-1967 (387 amino acids)
Biological process (GO): retrograde vesicle-mediated transport, Golgi to endoplasmic reticulum
Cellular component (GO): membrane; Golgi apparatus
Source: RefSeq, a predicted model, not a curated record
UCCUGGUAGCAAGGGUGCCUCUUUAGAUAGCAAACAAUAAAUACAUUGUAUUGCUCUUGAAAGACGGAAGAACUGCCCAGUAACCGAAUUAAGCCGCGGCAGCGUGAAAACACGGAGAGCCGCACGCGAAGUGGCGCCGCUUCAUAAACGUCUCUCAGGUUGUUAUGAAGGCCUGUUGCUAGCUGCUGGGGAUCCGCGGGCUAGUCCAGUAGACACCGGACCGAGGGAGCAGGGUCCCGGGCGGCAGCUCCGAUGGCGGCUUGGAUCGAACGAUGACUGCCUUGUUUUGAACGAACGUAACCGCCACGGUAGUAAAUCAGUAACUCGAGUGUUUGUCACCCAGCUAAGAUUAGCUACCGUGUGUUUACAAGCUAACUCCCCCACACCCUUUAGAAUAAAUUGGCAGGUUUUUUUCAGUUUUGGAUUUUAAACUUUUGGGUGCCACCCCCCCCUAACUACACCUAGCCCGCUCGCUGGUGGUGAUUGUGUCGGACUGAAGGUCGCCAAUCAGGCAGCGGAUCAUAAGGUAUCCCAAGUUUGAGGCUAUCGCAUCCUCCGGCAUAUCUGCUGCUGGCCAAAGUUGUGUGACCUCAUCCAAAUCGAAGGACUUUGACGUGUUGAUAACCACAGCUACUAUUUAACCAGUCGGUAUCCCGGAUGAAGGCUCACGGAAGGUUGUGGAAUCUCUCGUUGUCGGGACUCGCAGGUGUCACCUGUUCCUGUUGGCACCGCUGAUCUCACUCGUCCAACAUCAUCUGUGCCACAACCCGACCGAUCUGCCGUCCGAUCGAACCAGGACCACGAUGAGUCGUUACCUGCCGGUGGCGCGGCAGCACUUCCUGGCCGCCCUCGCCAGCACCAGUGUGGUAGUGAAAAGCAUCAGCGCUGUGGUGGUCCUCCUCUACCUGCUGUCGUGGGCGGUGGACGCUCCGUACGCCCUUGGGGUGACCCCGGGGUACCUCUUUCCGCCCAACUUCUGGGUGUGGACGCUGGCGACUCAUGGGGUGGUGGAGCAGCACGUAUGGGGUGUGGCAGCCAACGUGGGAACGGUUAUGGCCUGCGGGCGCCUGCUGGAGCCUCUGUGGGGCGCCCUGGAGCUCCUGAUCUUCUUCGCGGUGGUAAACGUCUCCUCAGGCCUCCUGGCGGGCCUCUCCUAUCUUCUCACCUAUGUGGCCACCUUCGACUUGGACUACCUGUUUGCAGUCCGUAUCCAUGGAGCGUCUGGUUUCCUGGGAGGUGUCCUGGUGGCCCUUAAGCAGACCAUGGGGGACACUACGGUGCUCAGGGUGCCCCAGGUGAGACUGAAGGCAGCACCAGCUUUGGUCAUCCUCCUACUGGCCUUGCUGCGCCUUGCUGGGCUGCUUGACAGCUCUGCUGACCUGGCCGCGUUCAGCUUCGGCGCCCUGUCCGGCUGGGUUUACCUGCGCUUCUACCAGAGGCACAGCCGAGGCCGCGGGGACAUGUCGGACCAUUUCGCCUUCGCCAGUUUCUUUCCUGAGGUGCUGCAGCCGGCUGUAGGGCUGCUGGCGGGACUGGUGCACGCUGCCCUUGUGAAGGUGAAGGUGUGUCGAAAGAUGGUGAAGCGGUACGACGUAGGGGCCCCCUCCUCCAUCACUAUCAGCCUGCCUGGCACGGACCCACAAGACGCAGAAAGGAGGAGACAAAUAGCCCUCAAGGCUCUGAACGAGCGUCUGAAGCGAGUGGAGGACCAGUCUGCCUGGCCCAGCAUGGACGACGAGGAAGACGAGGACGAGGAUGAGGUCCGGACUGACACGCAGCUGCUCCUCCCAAGCGGACGUGACCCCUCCUCCUCCACGCCAAGAUUGCCAGUGGGGCCUGUCGGCGCCUCGCUCUCCUCCACCUCCUCAUCCUCAAUGUCACAGAGCAGCGGAGGACUGUCUACGGGCGGAGCGCAGCACCCGGAGUCCAGCAUUAUCAGCUUCGAGGAUGCCCCUUCUAGGUCAUAACUAAAGUGAACGCACGUACACGGGAGCGCACACUGUGUUGGGUGUCACUGGCAGGUGUACUAGUCUACUCAGCGUCCCCUGACUAGUAUACAAAUAUGCUUAGUUAAUAGGUAUACGCUCGAUAUCGCACAACACAGACCAAUUCACACGCACAACCGUGCCCCUUCAAACACACUGUCAAUGUCAUCACGAAGGCCAAAAGGGGUGCGAACUGUCCAGCGCUCUCAGACAUAAACGCUUAGUGUAGUCUGGCAACCUGGACACUCGGUUUUCCUCUUCCUUCCUGCAUAACAACCGAAUUGCCCGAACUUGACUCUGACUCGCGGAGCUCGGUCCCUCUGCUUCAUUUGUCGCAUUCUAAAUAAAUAACAAAAUGGGUGUACAA